CGCGGAACCCGGGCAGCGGCGGCCGCGGCAGGAAAUCGGGGCUGGGCCCCGCCGGCGCCGGCGCGCGAUUCCAUCCCAAUCCCCGUCCCUGCCGAGCGAUCCUAGGGCCGGACCAUGGACUCAACAGAGCCGGGGCUACCCUCAGCUCCUGAGAGCAGGAAGAGGUACAGUGAUAUCUUCCGGAGCCUGGACAACCUCGAGAUCUCACUCGGGAACGUGACCCUUGAGAUGCUGGCUGGAGACCCUGUGCUUUCAGGAGACCCAGAACCUGACAAGACCCCCACAGCCACUUUGAUGAGUGAAACCAACCGUUGGAGUGGUCCCUCCCCAGAGGAUCCUGCACCCCUUACAGGGGAGGAACUGGACUUGCGGCUCAUUCGGACCAAGGGGGGUGUGGAUGCAGCCCUGGAGUAUGCUAAGACCUGGAGCCGCUACGCCAAGGAGCUGCUGGCCUGGACUGAGAAGAGAGCCAGCCAUGAGCUGGAGUUUGCCAAAAACAUCAUGAAGAUUGCUGAGGCUGGAAAGGUGUCCAUCCACCAGCAGACGGCCUCUCCCCACCCUCAGAGCCACAUGCCACUGCAGUACAUCUACACCCUGUUUCUGGAGCACGACCUCAGCCUGGGAGCCCUGGCCAUGGAGACAGUGGCCCAGCAGAAAAGAGACUACUACCAGCCCCUGGCUGCCAAACGGACUGAGAUUGAGAAGUGGCGGAAGGAGUUUAAAGAGCAGUGGAUGAAAGAACAGAAGCGGAUGAACGAGGCGGUGCAGGCACUGCGGCGGGCCCAGCUCCAGUAUGUGCAGCGCAGCGAGGACCUCCGGGUGCGCUCCCAGGCGUCCCCCGAAGACCCGGCCCCCCAGGCCCAGCCGGGACCCAACAAGCAGCAGGAGCGGCGGCGGCGCUCGCGAGAGGAGGCCCAGGCCAAGGCGCAGGAGGCCGAGGCGCUGUACCAGGCCUGCGUCCGCGAGGCCAAUGUGCGGCAGCAGGACCUGGAGGCCGCCAAGCAGCGGAUCGUAUCACACGUGCGCAAACUGGUGCUGCAGGGGGACGAAGUGCUGAGGCGGGUGACCCUGGGAUUGUUCGGGCUGCGAGGGGCUCAGGCAGAACGCGGCCCCCGCGCCUUCGCCGCCCUGGCCGAGUGCUGCGCGCCCUUUGAGCCGGGCCAGCGAUACCAGGAGUUCGUGAGGGCGCUGCGGCCCGACGCCCCGCCGCCCCCGCCACCAGCCUUCUCUUUCCAGGAGUUCACGCACAGUUCCCCUCUGGACACAAGAAAGAAGCUCUCUGGAGCCCCACCUCCACUGCUGGAUGAGAGUGCAGCUGAGCCAGGCCCUUGGGAGGACACUGGCACAGGCUGGCAGGGAACUCUGGGCCCCACUCUGGCCAGUGAUGUGGACAGCAUGGGUGGUGGCAGCGAGUCUCGGUCCCAGGACUCUCCCACUUCCAGCCCAGGCUCUGGCACGAGGCGGCUGGUGAAGGUCUCAUCCACAGGCACCGAAUCUUCAGAUGACUUUGAGGAGCGAGACCCUGACCUGGGAGAUGGGCUGGAGAACGGGCCAGGCACCCCGUUCAAGAAGUGGACACUGUCCAAUGCGGCCCAGACCCACCGGCUGCGGCGGCUGCGGGGCCCAGCCAAGUGCCGAGAGUGCGAGGCUUUCAUGGUCAGCGGAACCGAGUGCGAGGAGUGCUUUCUGACCUGCCACAAGCGCUGCCUCGAGACUCUACUGAUCCUUUGCGGACAUAAGCGGCUCCCAGCCCGGACCCCCCUCUUUGGGGUCAACUUCCUGCAAUUGCCCAGGGACUUCCCGGAGGAGGUGCCCCUUGUGAUCACCAGGUGCACCACCGAGAUAGAACAGCGCGCCCUGAGUGUGCAGGGCAUUUAUAGGGUCAGCGGGUCCCGGGUCCGCGUGGAACGGCUGUGCCAGGCUUUUGAGAACGGCCGAGCAUUGGUUGACCUGUCAGGGAACUCGCCUCACGAUGUCUCGAGUGUUCUCAAGCGAUUCCUCCAGGAGCUCACUGACCCCGUGGUCCCCUUCCACCUCUACGACGCCUUCAUCUCUCUGGCUAAGACCCUGCAUGCAGACCCUGGGCACGACCCUGGGACCCCCAGCCCCAGCCCUGAGGUUAUCCGCUCGCUGAAGACCCUCUUGGUGCAGCUGCCUGACUCUAACUACAACACCCUGCGGCACCUGGUGGCCCAUCUAUUCAGGGUGGCUGCACAGUAUGAGGAGAACAAGAUGUCUGCCAACAACCUGGGCAUUGUGUUUGGGCCGACACUGUUGCGGCUGCCGGACGGUCCAGGGGUAGCCAGCGCCGGCCCUGUCACCUGCCUGCUAGACUCCGUGCACCAGGCCCAGCUCAUCGAGUUCCUCAUUGUACACUAUGAGCAGAUCUUCGGGAUUGAUGACCUCCUCCUGGCCACUGAGCCCCUGCCCCGAGACCCCAGCCCACCCCCUACGACCCUCCCAACCAGCCCCCAGCCACCACACUCACAACCUGCCCUGGACGCCCUGCCCAUAUUCCUAGCCUCGGACCCCAACCCAGACACCAUGCCCCUUAGUGCCCUGGAGAAGCAUCCCGAGACCACGCCCACAGAGAUUCCAACUCUCCAGAGGGACCAGGAAGAGGAAGUAACCAAAGACACCAAAAAUGAGGGAGAGGAAGUGUCCAGCCAAGGCCCUGAGGACUCACCCCUGGGGACACAGUCCCGUGGCCACUUCAGCCGCCAGCCAGUGAAGUAUCCCCGGGGGGGUGUACGGCCUGUCACCCACCAGCUGUCCUGCUUGGCCCUGGUGGCUUCCAAAUUGUGCGAGGAGACCCCUGUCACAUCAGUGCCCCAAGGGAGCUUGCGGAGGCCAAGACCUGGCCCUGCCGCCACCUCCCGUGAGGGCAGCCCUCUGCGCCGCACCCCACUGCCCAAGCAUUUUGAGAUCACGCAGGAGACGGCCCGGCUACUCUCCAAGCUGCACAACGAGUCUGUGCCCAAGGCCACCUGCUGCCCAGGCACCCAGCCUGAGGAAGCUGAGGACCAUUUCUGACUAUCCCAGCACUCUGACCAAGAAGCCCAGGACUGAGAAGAUGGGCCCAACAUCCCAGGAGUUCAAUGUUGGGGCGUCUGGAGAGUUCCUAUGGUGAAAGACUACAUGGCCUAGGGGAGAACUAAAACCCCUUCAGCAGCAAUGUACCAGGAUCCCCCCCACCACUAGACACAGGUCAAUGUCAAGUGACAGGGCCACUCAGGUUCAGAAGUCACUCAGGGUCAAUACAGAUCAUGGGAUCCUUGAGGUCCACCCUAGUCUCUGACCGGUGGGAUAGGGGUGCUUUUUGCUACUUUGGUUGUUGCCACUCCCCCAUCUCUGUCUGCCUCCUUAGCUGAUCCCAAGUGACCAGAUAUAUUGGAGGGUGUGGGCAACCCAGACUCAACAUCCUGCCUGGGGUCUGGUGGCCUCUGAAUAAACUGUGUCCUUUAUA
This is a messenger RNA of Balaenoptera musculus (blue whale), 3466 nucleotides long. RefSeq names its product GEM interacting protein (gene GMIP). The record is from RefSeq and is a predicted model, not a curated record. Gene Ontology annotation, cellular component: plasma membrane. The transcript is spliced from 21 exons. Gene Ontology annotation, molecular function: GTPase activator activity. Gene Ontology annotation, biological process: signal transduction; activation of GTPase activity; negative regulation of GTPase activity. NCBI's taxonomy places the organism in Eukaryota, Metazoa, Chordata, Mammalia, Artiodactyla, Balaenopteridae. Bases 115 to 3033 code for a protein of 972 amino acids.